This is a messenger RNA of Phyllotreta striolata, 812 nucleotides long. The record is from the annotation of a GenBank genome assembly. Lineage: Eukaryota; Metazoa; Arthropoda; Insecta; Coleoptera; Chrysomelidae.
CUCAGCCAAGGCAGGAGAUAAACAUUGAGAAAAACAAUCUUGUGCCAACUUAUUUCGAAAUAAUUAAUAUAUAUGGCAGCUCAAAUAUUUGACUUGUGUGCGAAUUUCGCUGAGUAGGUACUAGACUCGAUGUGGAGGAUUCGAAAAAUCGGGCAAAAUUUAUUCGAAACGUGUCGCGUUCAAAUGAAUUGGCAGCCAACGGAUCCGUCCGAGGUCCGUCCAAAAAAUGUUUUGAACUUUUUUCGGUUUUGACAUUUUUAGCCGACUAUUGAUAAAAAAUUUAGUGCUCUAUUGGAAGAACAAUAGCUCGUACAAUAAUGGCUCGUAUGUGUAGAAGGAGCUCUUCUAUUAAAAAAGAGUUUAGUGAGAAUGAAUUGGAAGGACUGAAAAUCGCCUUCGAAUUGUUGGACAGAAACCAAGACGGGCGAGUCACGCCCGGCGAACUCAAAAUCAUGCUGAACAAUUUGGGAAUCGACCUCAGUCUCGAAAAAGCCGAGGAAAUCAUCAGGACGGCCAGCCACUCAGGAUCGGACUUGAUAGAUCAAAAUGAUUUCCUGUCGUUCGUGAAGCUCAUCCAGCAGGCCUGCCCGGGCGAUGGGGACGAGGACUUAAGCAGCGAUUUGAAGGCGGCUUUCGAGGUGUUUGAUAACGAUAGAGACGGGUUCAUAACGAAGGAAGAAUUGAAAACCGCUAUGGAAAUGAUCGGGGAAGCGGUCACAGACGAGCAAUUGGAUCAGGUUAUCAGGAUGGCCGAUAUCGAUAAGGACGGUAGGAUAAAUUACGAAGAAUUUGUCAAGAUGUUAACAUCUUAA